Molecule: messenger RNA, 1822 nt
Organism: Canis lupus familiaris (dog)
Lineage: Eukaryota; Metazoa; Chordata; Mammalia; Carnivora; Canidae
Gene: RSL1D1
Product: ribosomal L1 domain containing 1
Exons: 9
Coding region: 92-1564 (490 amino acids)
Cellular component (GO): 90S preribosome
Source: RefSeq, a predicted model, not a curated record
CGCACGGGGAGCCAGCCCCGGGUCCUCGCGCGUGCGCACGGGGAGCCAGCCCCGGGUCCCCGCGCGCACGCUUGCACGAGGUGAGAGCGACAUGGAGGGUUCAGCUCCGCCGUCACCGUCGUCCUCAACCGCAGCCUCGGCCUCCGCUCCAGAGACCCCGGCCUGCUUGGAGCAGCUGGACAAAGGGCAGAUUCGAAAAGCGGUGGAAGCACUGUUGGCACACUCCAGGUCCAGGAAGAACGCGAAUGGCUUGCUUUUGAAUGAGAAUGAGAAUUUCUUUUUAAUGGUGAUAUUAUGGAAGAUUCCAAGUAAAGAACUGAGGGUCAGACUGGCCUUGCCUCAUGGUAUUCGAUCAGAUUUAACAGAUAUUUGUUUACUUACCAAGGAUGAACCCAAUUUAACUCCUGAAAACACAGAACGGUUUUACAAGAAGCUUUUGAACAAGCAUGGAAUUAAAACCAUUUCUCAGAUUAUCCCCCUCCGAACUCUAAAAAAGGAGUAUAAAGCCUAUGAAGCCAAGCUCCGCCUCUUGGGCAGUUUUGAUUUCUUCCUUACUGAUGCGAGAAUCAGGCGGCUCUUACCGUCACACCUCGGGAGACAUUUCUACCACAGAAAGAAAGUUCCUGUACCUGUGAACCUUCUGGCCAAGAAUUUAUCCAGGGAGAUUAAUGAAUGCAUAGGUGGCACUGUCUUAAACAUCUCUAAAAGUGGUUCUUGCAGUACCAUCCGCGUUGGCCACACUGGAAUGGAGGUUGAACACAUCGUUGAUAACAUCAUCGCUGUUGCGAAGAGGCUUUCACAAAAGUUGCCAGAGAAGUGGGAGAGUGUGAAACUCUUGUAUGUGAAGACAGAGAGGUCAGCUUCCCUGCCCAUCUUUUCCUCAUUUGUCAGCUGUCAGGAUGAAGCCAAGGGAAUAUGCACUCGUAUUCAGAGGAAAAAGGAAGCAAAGAAAAAACAGAAACAAAAAGAGAAUCGUGAAAAACAAAAAGAGAAGAGAAAAAACAAAAGGCUUGAGAAACAGGGUAAAAAGGCUGCAUCGGCCCCAAAGGAAGAGGAUGCGGACCCCAAAAUUAGUGAUGCUGUUGCGAAGGACCCUGCCCCACAGAAGGAGAAGAUGCAAGCUCGUGAGAAGAAAGAGGCCGGUAAAGGAAAAACCCAGCAGAAGGUGCAAGACGAGUCCGAAGACGAGAUCCCACUCCUCGUACCAAUAGGGACUCCAGCAAAAGAAAACAUAGAGGUGCAAAACCACGCUGCAGGAAAGAAGUCUCAAAAAAAGAGUCCUGGUCCCAACAGACCCCGUGGAAAAAAGAGAAAGGCCUGUCCAGGUUUGGAGACCCCGAAGGCUGCAGAGGCCAAGACUCCAGGUAACGGCCCAGAGAAGAAGCCAAGAAUCAAAGAAGAGGCAGAGAAAGAAAGAAACUCUUCACUGGGGAAAAAAGACCCAAGACAGAAGACCAAAAAGCCAGGAGCCAGGUUCUUUACUACUGCUAAUAAAUCUGCAAAAAAAGCUCCCCACACCCCCAAACAGUGGCCCAAAAAGCGCAAAGUACCCCAGUCAACCUAACAAUCAAGAGACUCAAGCAGAAGGAAACCUCCGAACUCCCCAAAGAGCUUUUUGAAAAUGCCGGAGUCCCAAGCCCCCACUCCUUGCAGCCUUCUCCGGGCGUGAGGUCAAGACUUAAAUAUUUUUUAGAACCUUUGCAGGUAAUUCUGACGUAUGUUCGUGCGCAAGAGAACCAGUAGUUGUGAAAUAAAUCCGUUUUUUAAGUUGCCCUUCUGUGUAUUUGCUAAUAUGACAGGGAAAAUACAGCGCUUGUCUCUG